AUGCUAUGCGUUUUUGUUACCUCAUCCAUCGUCACCCUCACUCAAUCCAAGGCCGUUCCACCCAUCCUUGAAGUUUCUUAUCUCAACCGGAGCAGUUUCCCCAAAGGCUUUGUUUUCGGGACAGCAUCUGCUUCAUACCAGUAUGAAGGUGCUGCAAGGGAAGAUGGAAAAGGCCCGAGUAUAUGGGAUACUUUCACUCACAAAUAUCCAGAAAAAAUAAAAGAUCGGAGUACUGGAGAUGUAACCACAGACCAAUAUCAUCGGUAUAAGGAGGAUAUAGGAAUCAUGAAGGACAUGAAUUUGGAUGCUUAUAGAUUCUCCAUUUCUUGGCCAAGGGUAUUACCGAAAGGAAAGCUUUCUGCAGGAGUAAACAAGGCAGGGAUAAACUACUAUAAUAAUCUCAUCAACGAGCUACUGAAGAAUGGUAUGGAACCAUUUGUGACCAUUUUUCAUUGGGACGUUCCCCAAGCCUUGGAGGACGAGUAUGGUGGCUUUUUAAGUCGUCACAUUGUAGAUGAUUUUAGGGACUUUGCUGAACUGUGCUUCAAGGAAUUUGGUGAUAGGGUGAAAUAUUGGAUUACUCUGAAUGAACCCAGCACUGUGGCCUUGAAUGGUUAUACAUUUGGAGAGCAUGCACUAGGUCGGUGUUCUGGUUGGCAAAAACUGAAUUGCACAGGUGGUGAUUCAGGAACUGAGCCCUAUUUGGUUUCGCACAAUCUACUUCUUUCUCAUGCUGCUGCUGCCAACUUGUACAAGUCCAAGUAUCAGAAAUCUCAAAAGGGUUUACUAGGAAUUACCUUGAACAGUGACUGGUUCUUGCCCGCUAGUGAUGACAUAACAGAUCGAGACGCUGCACUUCGAGUCCUUGACUUCAGGUUUGGGUGGUAUAUGGAUCCUCUCACAAAAGGUGAGUAUCCAACAAGCAUGCGACAUUUGGUGAGAAACCGUCUACCUAGGUUCUCCAAAGAAGAAGCCAGACAACUUAAGGGGUCGUUUGAUUUUCUUGGUCUAAACCACUAUGCAACUGUUUAUGCUGUCAAUGCACCUGAUCUAAGUGGUUCCAAACCAUCCCCACUCAAUGAUCGUCUAGUUAAUGUUACAAGUAACUAUCAAGUUCUUUAUACAUCUGCACGAGCUGCUUCGGACUGGGUAUGCAUUUAUCCACGAGGAUUACUACAGUUGUUGAUUUACAUCAAGAAGAAUUACAAUAACCCCUUAAUUUACAUUACUGAAAAUGGUUAUGAUGAGUUCAAUGAUCCAACACUAUCACUUGAAGAAAAGCUUUUAGAUACACCCAGAGUUGAUUACUUAUAUCGUUAUCUUUAUUAUGUUAAAAUGGCAAUCAGGGAUGGUGUGAAUGUGAAAGGAUAUUUUGUAUGGUCAUUUCUGGAUAACAUGGAGUGGGCCGCUGGCUAUACUGUGAGAUUUGGAUUCAUCUUUGUGGAUUUCGAAAAGGGUUUGAAAAGAUACCCAAAAGUCUCGGCACAAUGGUUCAAGAACUUUCUCAGAAAAUCUUAUUUUGAAGCGCAUACAGAGACUUCACUGAAUAUGAACAAGGAUAUGGUAUUCAGUGGCUAUCAAUUUCUUCUCCAUGUUGGACUCUUCACUCUCCUUGUAAACUUUUCCAUUACAAUCACACAAGCUGUUCCGCCCAUUCUUGAUGUUUCUUCUCUUAAUAGGACGAGUUUUCCCCCAGCUUUCAUCUUCGGCACUGCCUCCUCAGCCUACCAGUACGAAGGUGCUGCAAAUGAAGGAGGUAGAGGACCAAGCAUAUGGGAUACCUUUUCUCAUCAACAUCCAGAAAAGAUAUCUGACAGAAGCAAUGGAGAUGUAGCUGUCGAUCAAUAUCAUCGUUAUAAGGAAGAUGUUGGGAUCAUGAAGUAUAUGAACACUGAUGCGUACAGAUUCUCUAUCUCGUGGUCAAGGAUAUUGCCAAAAGGAAACAUUAGCUCGGAUAUAAACCAAGAAGGAAUCAAAUAUUACAACAAUCUCAUCAACGAACUGCUGGCUAAUGAUAUUCAGCCAUUUGUCACUCUUUUCCAUUGGGAUCUUCCCCAAGCCUUAGAAGAUGAAUACGGUGGAUUCUUAAGCCCUCGUAUUAUAAACGAUUUUAAAGACUACGCAGAGCUAUGCUUCAAGGAGUUUGGAGAUAGAGUGAAACAUUGGAUUACUUUUAAUGAGCCAUGGAGUUACAGUAUGGGCUCAGAGCCCUACAUGAGCUCACACUACCAACUGCUAGCUCAUGCAGCUGCUGUCAAAGUUUAUAAAACCAAUUAUCAGGCAUUUCAAAAGGGUUUGAUAGGCAUCAGCUUAAAUUGUCACUGGUUUAUUCCGUUCUCAAAUGACACAUUAGAUGAUCGAGCUGCCAAACGAGCUCUUGAUUUCAUGUUUGGAUGGUAUAUGCAACCACUUACAAGAGGAAAGUAUCCAAAAACCAUGCAUUCUUUGCUUGGAAGCCGAUUACCAAACUUCACAGAAGAGCAAUCCAGGCUACUUAUUGGCUCGUUUGAUUUUAUUGGACUCAAUUACUACACAACUGAUUAUGCUGCUCACAUACCCCAUCCAGUUAAUAGCUCAGGCAAUACUAGCUAUUUCCAAGAUACUAGAGUCAAUUUUACAACUGAACGUAACGGGUCACCCAUUGGACCAAGGGCUGCUUCAUCUUGGCUAUAUGUUUAUCCAAGGGGACUUAGAGAACUAUUGUUGUACAUCAAGAUUAAGUAUAAAAACCCUGUAAUUUACAUAACAGAAAAUGGGAUGGACGAGUCCAAUGAUCCAACACUAUCACUUGAAGAGGCACUGAUGGAUACUUACAGAAUUGACUACUUCUAUCGCCAUCUUUAUUACAUUUUAAGUGCACUAAAGGAUGGGGUGAAAGUACAUGGAUACUUUGCAUGGUCGCUUCUGGAUAACUUCGAAUGGAGUGCUGGCUACACCUUGCGAUUUGGAAUUAACUUCAUCGAUUACAAGGAUAAUUUGAAAAGACACCAAAAGCUCUCUGCGCAUUGGUUCAGGAAUUUUCUUCGAAAACAAUAGACUAGAAGCUGGUCAUUGAUCAAGAGCAACAACAAUUUUUAUUUCUUUAUUUUAAACAAGUUCCUAGAUCUCUGUUAUAAUUGUUUUAUACUUUUCUCUAUAUAUCCUGCUCUUGAAUGAGAUUCAAGUUAAGGAUCAGUGCUGUUGAGUACUAAUUCUGUGGAUCGUGAGAACGAAAGGAAGAUCCAACACAUGUUCUCAUUGGUUCAAGAACAUCCUCAAGAAACAUUUCUUGUAUCAUGUCUUUAUGCAAAUUCAGUUCUUUAAUUUUGUAUUUUGAUUCCUUCAUGAAUCAGUGAUUCUAGUUUGAGUUGAAAGUUUAUCCAAGACGGCCAUCACA
Molecule: messenger RNA, 3376 nt
Organism: Vigna umbellata (rice bean)
Lineage: Eukaryota; Viridiplantae; Streptophyta; Magnoliopsida; Fabales; Fabaceae
Product: beta-glucosidase 12-like
Biological process (GO): carbohydrate metabolic process
Molecular function (GO): beta-glucosidase activity
Source: RefSeq, a predicted model, not a curated record